AUGGAGGAAAUAUCCAAAGACCAGGCAAUAUCGCAGGAGCAACCCGUGACAGAUAUCUCCGGGGGAAGAGUCCUUGACCAAGAUGAAUAUCGACUGGCACAAUUAGGAUACAAGCAGGAAUUACUGCGACGUCUAGGCUUCUUCGAGAGCUGGGCAGCUACUUUCUCCUCAAUGAACUUUGUCUCUGGCAUUCCUGUCCUGUUCUCCUUCAUUAUGGUCUCUGGCGGACCGAAAUCCGCAUUCGCAAACUGGACCAUGGUUGGUGGUUUCUCUUCUGUUGUCUCGCUGGUCAUGGCAGAGAUUGCGGCCGCGCUGCCAACUGCGGGUGGGAUAUAUUUCUGGAGUUAUAGACUAGGAGGGCCUAAAUGGGGACCAUUUCUGAGUUGGAUGACUGCGUGGUGGAAUUGGGUCGGAUGGAUUUGCGUCGUUCCCGGUGUUCAACAAGGAGCAACGAAUUUUCUGCUCUCUGCACUUGAGAUCAAGUAUCCCAAUGCUUCUGUUCUGGAACAGGGAUGGCUUUCAUGGCUCAUGACUGCAAUCGGGUUGUUGGUCGCCAUGAUACCAACCGUCACAUCUCAGCGGAUUUUGUACGCAUCCGGCCACUUCCAAAGCCGGGAAGUAGUAUUUAAUAAAUUCUACAACGGCAUCAACGAGGGUCCCAAGAAACAGGCUUCCGAUUCGUAUUGUUGGAUUAUCGGUAUCCUCUUCGGAGCAUGGGUCUUUUACGGAUAUGAUACAUCCGCACAUUUAGCAGAAGAGACGCAGAAUGCAAGCAUCGUUGUCGCAAGAGGAAUGUGGUUGUCGACAUUUUGUGCCUGGCUCGGCUCCGUUCCAACUCUCAUAAUUAUGCUUUUCUGUAUGCAGGAUUUCAACGCGAUUAUCAAUUCAUCAUAUACAAACAGUUUCGCCGAAUAUCUCCUUCAGAUCGUUGGCCCGAAUGGUGCCGUUGGUAUAUUGGCUCUUUUAUGGGUUGAUUCGACUUGCGCCACAGCAUCAUGCUUCAUGUCUGCUCAGCGCGUCACAUUCGCCAUAUCCCGCGAUGGCGUCCUCCCGUUUUCUCGAUUAUUCCGCAAACUCAACAGUAGAAAAGUCCCUGUCAACGCGGCCAUUCUCGUCUGCGUCCUUAGUAUCGCUAUUACAUGUGCCGUGAUUGGGUCCGAGGUGGCUUUUUCGGCUAUUACUGCGACAGCUACGAUCGCAACGAACUUUUCAUACCUGAUUCCUAUCGUGGCCCGAUACACUAUUGGCCGAAAGUACUUUGAGCCUGCUGCGUGGAAUCUGGGCCGGUAUGGACCCUUCCUUGCCUUUAUUGCGGGAGGGUAUAUCAUGCUCUUGUUCGCGGUGCUGUUGCUACCGCAAGUUUAUCCUGUUACGGCGGAAUCCCUCAAUUACGCGCCAAUCUGCAUUGGCAUCGUCACGAUUGUCAGUCUUGUGGGAUGGAUUCUUCCCUUUGGGCUUGGAGGAAUGCAUUGGUUUACUGGCCCCAAGAAGACCGUAGAGGAUGCAAUACCUUCUAGUCCACCGAAGCCACCCACUACCAAGGUAUGA
Molecule: messenger RNA, 1548 nt
Organism: Paecilomyces variotii
Lineage: Eukaryota; Fungi; Ascomycota; Eurotiomycetes; Eurotiales; Thermoascaceae
Product: amino acid or gaba permease
Exons: 16
Coding region: 1-1548 (515 amino acids)
Biological process (GO): transmembrane transport
Cellular component (GO): membrane
Molecular function (GO): transmembrane transporter activity
Source: RefSeq, a predicted model, not a curated record